Actinia tenebrosa (Australian red waratah sea anemone) is the source of this 4531-nucleotide messenger RNA. RefSeq lists its product as uncharacterized. Lineage: Eukaryota; Metazoa; Cnidaria; Anthozoa; Actiniaria; Actiniidae. Gene Ontology annotation, biological process: mitotic spindle organization; non-motile cilium assembly; cytoplasmic microtubule organization. Gene Ontology annotation, cellular component: ciliary base; centrosome. The record is from RefSeq and is a predicted model, not a curated record.
CGCCAGUAAACAUGUCGUCGAUUUGUUGCCAAGAAGAGGACAACAACAGAAAAACCCGCCAUUAAAACUACGAAAAUCUUUGCUUAAUACCCAUUAAUCCAUGAAUUACUGGUCAAAMAUGCUACACUGGCGAACCUUGGUGGAUAUACCUGGCGAAUGAUGACUGUACAGCAUGAUAAAAGGUGCAUAUUCAGAUAAAUACAAGGCUGUAGAGAAUGAACAAGUAGAAAGACUGAGAGAAAAAGCCAGACUAGAGGGAAAGAAUAUACAAGACAGGGUAAAAGAAUUGUCUAAGGAAACCAAUAGAAGACGAAGGGCUUUAGAAAAUAAAAAGAAGCAAUUAGAGGAAGAAGARGAGAAACAGAGGGAAGAGCUUCUUGCAGAACGACGCAAGCUUAAGGAAGAAGCAACACAGAAGUUCCAAAAGGAAGCACUGCACAAAAAGAAGACACGACCAAACAGUGGGAAAGAAUCAUCACCAACAGGUUCUCCACAAUUAAAAGAUGGUGUUAGAAUAGUCCGAGGUCACAUUUUAGAAAUCAAGGAUGGUCAACAGAUAACACGAGCUGCACCAACACUAGAAGAUGCACUCAAACUAGUAAACAGCCCCUAUCAGGACCUUGAGGACCAUGAAAUACAGUAUUAUGGACCCAAGGACAUGUACCAAGAUCUUGGUGAUGACCAUACCAAAAUAGGGACCUUGAGUGCCCCAAUCAUGAAUCAGGGCCAAAUUGGAACAUCAGGGGUGCAGAAUCCAUACUAUGAAAGUGAUUUAUCAAUAUCUUCCAGUAACUAUGGUAACCAAGGWAAUAAUAAUUACCAAGGCAACAAUGGAUAUGCCUUUGACCACGAGGAACAGCUCAGAUUACGUGAAAGUGCCCUCCAAAAUGGAGGUCCAAAAUUUGCCUUUAUGAAUGAGGAGUGGACAGAUGGAGCAUUGCCUAAGACUAUGGGCAGCCAUUCCCCUACAGGAAGUCUAACCAGUCUUGAUAGCCUAGAUGAGGUACCAUCUGACAACUUAGUGACUAAAGACACACCCUGCUCCGCUCCUCUGGUCACUGGGAUAAUAGUGAAAGAUAGCAGGACAAAGUCAGUCUCAAGAAGACGUGUGACUUUUUCUGACAGCAUUGAGUUUGACGACGGUCUUACUGGUCAGCUGGUGACUGCAGAGAAGGACAGCUGUAAGCAAUAUGUCAAAUUGUAUAACAAUAGAAUUGCAGCAAAUAAUGCUUAUAAUGCAAGCAUGAGCCAAGCCCACAGACCAACUGCACCUGUCGUCAAGGGAGUACAUAGUGGAGGAGUGGUUGAAACACCAGGUAGUACCCCAAUGAAAAGUAAUGGAUCCCCCUCUAGUGUGUCUCUGCAGUCUGGAAGUAGUGCGAGCAUGAUUGUUCCAAAGUCCAUCUAUUCUCAGAUACCGUUUUCUGUGAAUAAAACCGUUGCUACMACUGGAGAGGUGACUAGUUCCUCUAUGACUCACACGGACCAUCCUAUGCAAUGUAUAGCUCAACCGGAGCCUACAUCACCUAGUGCACCAAGACCUCCAGGUCAGUACGGCACGAGCAGCCUGGGCACUAGGGAGAUGGAAUCUCAAAGCAAAAAAGRAGRCGAAGAACAGGACAGUAGAAUCCUAGAGGUGAAAGACAGUUUAGAUAUUGUACGAGAUAGUCUGGACUACACCCAAGAAAGGGUUAGACCAGAGCAUGCAACACAAGAAGACGACAAUGAUUCUCUUAGAGAAGGAGCGAUGUAUGAAGGUGACGCUCCCGAGGGGUCAAAUAAGGAAUGCUGUAAAGACUUUGAGCCCGCAGUCCGUAARAUUAGUCAGGAAGAGUUCCAUCAUGUUGAUUACUAUGGCAACCCUAUCAACAUCUACCGCAAUCCUUUUGGACAAAAGAUCAGCACUGAAGAAGCGAGUCAGACUUUUAAUACCACUACAGCUAACAUAGCUGCUAGUAGCUCAUCCACACUACUUACAACAACUUCAGGUAGUACGCAUGCGCACGCAUCAAAUUCUACUGGACAGAACAAAAGCACAGGUCACAGUGGUGACUAUGAACAGGAUAGCACACAAGGAAAAGUAUCUAAGAGUACAAAUAGGGAGUCUAUACCACCCGAUAUUGAUUCAAUAGCAAAGAAUUCAGCAUACUAUCGUAGUUGGUAUCCUGGGAGUUUCUUCCCUUCAAAACCUGACGAACAAGGUAGAGACAGGAAUUUGAAUGACGAUGACGAUGAGGUGUUUGAAAAGGCUGGAUAUACUAAAAAGAACAACAGUGUUGCUUUUAUUGUUAUGGAUGAGCCUCCUAAGCCAAGAAAAAACAUGGAUUCGCGACCAAUGAAUGAGAGAAAUGAACAAGGUACGAGAACAGACAGUUACACCGGUAAUGUCAAAGAAACACCYAACAGAGAUCGGUAUGGUACUGGGUAUGUUUUAACAAACCCACAAGCCCCAUAUACAACCAGUGACUUGAAAAGAACGGAGAGUAUACAAUCCAAGGGACAUCUUAGCAGUGAUACUAGAACUACUUUCAAAGAAAGUAAUAAUAGUAGUAAUAUAAAUAAGGCACAGAAAGAUCAUUCGCCAGGUGUUCAGGCGAUGGCAGCAAAGCCCCCACACCCCAGCACGAGGCACAAGGGUGUAGUUUAUAGUAGCCCGCUACACCGAAAGAGAGCGGCUGCUGCCAUAAGACAUCAUUCGGGGAAGACUUCACCGCGAGGUGUAGGAAGAAAAACUAACCGUACUGUCAUCAAGAAGAAAGAAGGCCCACAUGAAAGAAAUAUUAGAGAUCAGAAAAACCUGAUCAAGAAUGGCAGGAAAARUGGGAUAAAGGAAGCCGCUGGGGUAGAAAAUGAUGAUGAUGAUGAUGAGAUGAUUCAAAGCAUCAAGCGGGAUAUGGAGCAAAUYAGCAUGCGAUGUAACUCAAGCACAGCCCAAGAGGAACAUCAGAAUAUUAUCAGGAGCAUCAAUCUGGGAGGACAUCUUGCACAGGAGCAAACUGACUCAAAUCCAAACGACGAUUACAAUAAAAGUGACAUUAGAACUGUGUACAAGAAAGUCCAUCAACCUAGAGUAGGGUCCGCUAAGUCAAGGGGCCAAAAGGUGACGCCUAGUAAGGCCCCRCCCUCAAGAAUCCCUACCUAUGUAGGAACAUCAAGUAAUGGGCCAUCUAGGGCUGGUGAGGAGAGAAAAGAGGAUGGUAGUAGUAUUAGGACCAAUMCUGUUUUCCAUGCAACCCCAACGUGGUCGGCAGAGCAGUGCUUGUCCACAUAUGGUAAUGAGCUUCAUCAUCCUCAAACAACGACUCUUAGACGAUCAAUAUCACUGGAUAAAACACCGACAGAUGACGAGAUUAAUAUCCUGUGGGACCGAGUCCGAACCUGCUUGCACCACAAAGAUACACAGUCUGUAGGCUCAGAUUCCUGUGUAAAUAGAAUCGACGUACGCCGAUCUCAGGCAAAACAGUUUCUUCCUCAAGGGGCCCAAGAUAACACUCUGAGGGACCCCGAACCUUCCCGUGAUAGAUCGUCCUCKAUAGCUGGCAUGGGUACGGUAGGAGGUCUGCGUCGAUAUGGCUCGCAUGAGGUGUUAAGAAGAUAUGGAUCUGCUGAUAACCUGGGGUAUCGACAGCAACCAUUGCUACAACACCGUGCUCUUAGAACAAGACAGUCGGGACAAGGGAAGCCACCCAUAGUACCUCGACAACAAAUGAACAUUACUCCCAUGACGAGYAGACAAAACCCUUCUGUCAGUCUUUCCACUAGAGGUGCUCCUAUUCCUUUGACCCAGACGGAACUACGAGCCGUCAUGAAAGCGUCUCAGCAGACACAGGAACAUCUGUUUAGACAACACUAUGAGACAACUCCCGAACAAACACAGGCUCACCAACUCUUUAAUAAUGCCAAAAAAGCACCAAGUGCACUUUCAAUAGAAGAAAACAAGCUACUAGAAUCACUUGAUCGUCUGAAUGAAAGAUUGAAGGUUCAAGAGGCCAUUACAGCAAAUCUGACUCCCAAGAGAACUCAUUCAGCUAAUCCCUCGACGCAUCCACGACCAACAUCCAAGCAGCGAGCAUCUUCCUCGACUUACAGAUACAAAUAGUGCAAGCUCUUGUCAUACAGCAGAGUUAUAAAAUGCAAUAAUUGAUCGUGGUUUUCAUGGUGUAACCAUAGUACAUGAUGACAGGCCAUUGGUCAAUAACGAUAAACCCUAUAGUAAGCGCUGGUAUAUUGGSUUUAGUGAAUCCACUGAUUCCAAUAGUUGAAUUGGUUUAUAUAAACCUGAAGAAAGCCAGACCCUUGUUUUGAGAUUUAGAAUGUAUUUAACGUGAUAAAGUUAAAUGCCCUUUAUUUAUGUGUAUUGUUGUACAUGAUGAAAGUACAACAUGACGUGGGUGUUAUAUAUUGAAAUAAUAUAGGUAUGUUGUUUGGUACGAAGUUUUACCAAGCGGCCUCGGACAUUCCCAGCAAGCCCUGGGAUGACUGUGCAAGUACAUGAGAGUGAAUGGAAGAUUAUUAAAAAUGUAAAAAACGC